Messenger RNA from Rattus norvegicus (Norway rat), 1903 nucleotides. RefSeq names its product fetuin B (gene Fetub). The record is from RefSeq and is a predicted model, not a curated record. Gene Ontology annotation, cellular component: extracellular region. Gene Ontology annotation, molecular function: cysteine-type endopeptidase inhibitor activity; endopeptidase inhibitor activity. Lineage: Eukaryota; Metazoa; Chordata; Mammalia; Rodentia; Muridae.
AGCUGAGCUUCUGCCCCAAGUAUGCCUGAGCUGGGGCCCUUCCGUGACAAGCCGGGCGGCCAGAUUUGCUUCUGAUGAUUUCACAGCUAUUAUUACCCUAUGGAUUAGAAAAGACACCUGCUUUGUGGUAACACAACUAUCCAACAGGAUGACAAGACCUUUGAUACAGCCGCACUCCUCGCCGUUGCACGCAAAUGCCCUGGACUUACCCAUGCCCGACCUGCUGCUGGCACCAGAGCCUUUCUGGGUCACUGUGUGUACAGUGCCGAUUAUUGUGAGAUUCAGCAAUAAAGCCACCUACUGAGACCUUGCCUCUAACUCAUAUUUAGGGUGUGUGCCAGCCCUGAAACGCAGCUAAGCAGCGUAUUAUUCUUGGAGUUCCUAAAGGAUGGCGCACUCUGAGUUAGCAAGAUAUAAAAGGGCGAUCAGAGCAAGAAGCUGCCACCGUUCUUGCAGCUCCACUGGGAACACCUGGAGAGGAUCCCGCCAAUUUGUUAAUUAACAGACAAACUCCUUGUUUAUACAUAAGUUGCUCCUGUGAAUUGGUCUCCUGGCCCAAAUGACUCUGGGUCCUCUGAGCCCCACCUUCCGUGCUACUUCCUUUCUCAGAUCAUCCAGACCAAUGGGUGUGCUACGGCUUCUGGUGCUCUGCACCCUGGCUGCAUGCUGUGUGGCCCGCUCUCCCCCAGCUCCACCCCUGCCAAACGCCCCCUUCGCACCUCUGCGUCCCCUGGGCUGUAACGACUCUGAAGUGCUGGCAGUUGCAGGUUUUGCCCUGCAGAACAUCAACAGAGUCCAAAAGGAUGGCUACAUGUUGACCCUCAACAGAGUACACGAUGCUCGGGUUCACCGUCAGGAAGACAUGGGCUCUCUGUUCUACCUCAUGCUGGACGUCUUAGAGACUGGCUGCCACGUGCUCAGCAGGAAGGCACUGAAGGACUGCGGACCGAGGAUUUUCUAUGAGACUGUUCAUGGACAGUGCAAAGCUAUGUUUCACGUUAACAAGCCAAGAAGAGUUCUCUACUUACCUGCUUAUAACUGUACACUUCGCCCAGUUUCUAAAAGGAAGAUUCAUUCUAUGUGCCCUGACUGCCCGCAUCCCGUUGACUUGUCAGCCCCCAGUGUUCUGGAAGCUGCCACAGAAUCACUUGCGAAGUUUAACAGCGAGAACCCCUCAAAACAAUAUGCACUCGUCAAAGUCACCAAGGCUACGACCCAGUGGGUGGUUGGUCCUUCUUACUUUGUGGAAUAUUUGAUCAAAGAGUCACCAUGUACCCAGUCUCAGGACAGCUGUUCACUCCAGGCCUCCGACUCUGAGCCCGUUGGUCUUUGCCAAGGUUCACUGAUUAAAAGUCCCGGGGUCCCUCCUCAACGCUUUAAAAAGACUGUCACUGUGUCGUGCGAGUUUUUCGAAUCUCAGGACCAGGUCCCUGGAGGUGAGAACCCUGCUGAUACCCAAGAUGCUAAGAAACUCCCUCAGAAAAACACAGCCCCUACCAGCUCACCCUCCAUAACUGCACCAAGAGGAUCUAUCCAACACCUCCCUGAGCAGGAGGAGCCUGAAGACUCCAAGGGAAAGAGUCCUGAGGAACCCUUUCCUGUGCAGCUGGAUCUAACCACAAACCCACAGGGUGACACACUGGAUGUCUCCUUCCUCUACCUGGAGCCUGAGGAAAAGAAACUGGUGGUCCUGCCUUUCCCUGGGAAGGAACAGCGCUCCCCUGAGUGCCCGGGGCCCGAAAAGCAAAGAACCCCCUGAUGCUCCCCGCUGAGACUCACUAGCAGGGUUCCACGGGGUACGGUCCCCUGCAGUAGAUGGGAGGUGGUGGGCAUUGGGAAGGCACAGACAAUCAAAUGUAGACCGGCUAAUAAAGUGUGUCCUUUGGAUGCUUCUUGAUCUCAA